CAUUAUUCUCAUAACCCGCUCUAGACACCAGUCGCGAAGAUGUAUAAAUACACGAUACACGACCGUAACGUAAAAGGUAAUCAAAUAAACGUCAUUUUUAUACUUAAAAGUGACCAAUUAAGAAAAAGAUGAUUGGUCACGUGGGAAUAAUACUGUUGAAACUGGGCAACUUUCAUCCCCACCACUCUAUUAUCAAUAAAUACAUACGUCAUAUUAUAUUUUUCUGUGACAAGUACAUGACAGAGGAAAAUUUUUGAGCUUUCUAUUUUAAUUAAGCAAUAAUUUAAUUCUCUCAACUGUGCAGGCAGUGUUUUUAGUGAGUGAGAAAUGUGCAGUAAACAAUACAUUAGUGAGUGAUAUUAUGGACUCAAAGCCUCAAUAAUGUCACUAUCGAAGCCCUACGAAAACAAGUUACAAAAUGCAUCCCAAAUCAUUAGGAACCCAAAUGGAUUGAUUAGCAGUGGCAGAACAGCGCCUGUUUUGCCUCCCAGGCCUAUGAACUCUCCAGCAAUACCCUUAAGUAACACAGGGUAUGGCGGGGUAACUUCAUACAUGCCAUAUUCAGGUCUAGGGGGAUAUGGGAGCUACAGCUCAUAUGGUUCAUAUGGCAUGCCAUACCGCAGCACCAUGUAUGGCUCCUUUGGAGGCUACAAUGGAUACAAUUCUUAUGGGGGUUAUCAAGGAGGUUAUGGGGGUUAUACUAAUGAUGAUCAUGAAAGAAGGUUCAUCCAGUAUGCUGAGGAAAGCUCAAGAAACACAUUUGCCAAUGUUGAGAGUAUUGUGAGGGCUGUCAACAGUCUUGCAAUGAUGCUUGACAAUACAUUUUUUGCUAUGACCAGUUCUUUUAGGGCUGUUCUUAGUGUAGCAGAAAACUUUGGACGUCUAAGAAGCAUGUUUGCCCAUAUUUGGCACUCUAUCAACAUAUUUAGGUUUUUCACAUGGUUGUACAGAAAGAUGUUGAGAACAUUUGGUUACAAAGUACCACAAAGCAUGACAUCAGUAGCUUGGAAACAGGCAGCAAGUACUACAGGGGUUCCACCAACACAAGCUAAGGGUUCUGGAUGGUCAACAUUAGCAUUUUUGGGGAUGCUCAUUUCAGCGCCUUAUAUUAUUAGCAGAUUUUUGCCCAAAUUUGAAGACAAAGGCGACCCAGCGAACUGGAAAUCUCCUGGAAUUAGAGCUAAAGCAAUAUUUGACUUCAUAGCAACAGGACCCAAUGAGCUUACAGUCCAGACCAAUGAUAUGGUACUACUAGCCCCUACCUACAUUCAAGAAGAAUUGAAUCUCAAGAACACUGGCUGGGCAUAUGCAGUAUGCAAAGGAAAAGCAGGUGUGGUGCCCCUUAACUACCUUGUUAUCAGCAAAACGAGACCUGUUACCAGUGAACCAGCUGAAGAUGUUCCAGUGCCUGUCCCCAAACCUAGCAACAUAAAAACGCAUACGAAACGCGUUAGUUUUGGGGAGAACCAGAUUUUUGAAAAUGUAGAUAUUGAUGACUAUAUGCUACCUAACAGAGAAUCUAGUCAAAACAGUGUAGUUAAAAAAGAGAAAAAGGUGGAAAAUAGCCAAGGUGGUGGGCAACCACGUUCUAAUGAGAGUGAGCCAAGUAGUAGUAGCAAGAAUAUUGUCAACAGUGAAAAUAUAGCUACACAAUCUACUAAUAGUAAUAAUCAGUUAUCUUGUGAUGAAGUAAUUAGUCCUAAGGUGGAAAAUGAUUAUGAAAAGGUUUAAGUUAGUUUUAUAUUGUUUCCGCUACAGCUUACUGACAAGUAAUGUCAAAAAUGAUAUGUGGAAAAGUGCAUAAAAACAUACUAAUGUAAUUUUUAGUUGUGGUUGUCCUUAUCUCAAUAUAUUUGUCUCUCUAGUCAUUACUCUUCUUGGAUGAUUAUUUUUUCAUUAAAAAUGUAAUUUAAAAUUUGUUUAUUCAUAAUAUAUGUUUAGCUGAGCUACAUAUAUUAUUAUUUUUAUGUCCAAAUUCUAAAAAUUGAAAACAAAUGACGUGUACAUGCACCAAAAUAAAGACUGACAUUAUCUGAUAGUAAACUGUGGCUGAUUUUAUUUAUGUGAAUUUUGGAUAAUAAAUUUUAAUGUAUCUUCAUAAACAUCAUGUUUUAUUUAGCCAAUAAUUUUAUUCAGACUUUACUUUUCCUGCUUCUGCAGUCACUUCCAAAAUAUAACAUAUAGAAAGUCAGUGGUAAUAUAAGCUCAAAAUUAAAUUUUCACAUAUUUUUUUAUGUUGAUAUUUUUAUUCAAACAAUGUUGUGGUCUCAUUUAUCAGGCAAAUAAAACAUGAUAGCAUCAUUUUUAAGUGGUGGUCAGUGCAAGAGAAUAAAAAAUCUUAUCCCAUACCUGUUUCCUUAUGUAUAAUGCACAUUAGCAAAUAUUAUGGAUUUUGCAGCUUAAAAAUCAUUUUGCCAAAUUGUUAUAAAUUUGUUUCAAUUUUUUAUCUCAUAUUUAUGAUGUUGUUUGGUAAGAUUUCAAGUGUUUUUAAAUUGGUGUAAACUUUUGUAUUACUAUCAAAUAAUGAAUAUAUGUGGUGAUAAAGUCUAUAAAUGAGCGUUUUCAUUUUUUAUUUUUAUAAAUGUAAAUAGCCUAGGUAUUGGAGUAAGUAGUACAACUAAAGCAAUACUAUUAAUUGCAUUUCAUUUGUACUAUCAUUAUCAUAAUGAUUUUGUUAUCUCUUUUCU
Messenger RNA from Acanthoscelides obtectus, 2687 nucleotides. NCBI's taxonomy places the organism in Eukaryota, Metazoa, Arthropoda, Insecta, Coleoptera, Chrysomelidae. The record is from the annotation of a GenBank genome assembly.